Molecule: messenger RNA, 569 nt
Organism: Macadamia integrifolia
Lineage: Eukaryota; Viridiplantae; Streptophyta; Magnoliopsida; Proteales; Proteaceae
Product: mitochondrial outer membrane protein porin 4-like
Biological process (GO): monoatomic anion transmembrane transport
Cellular component (GO): mitochondrial outer membrane
Molecular function (GO): voltage-gated monoatomic anion channel activity
Source: RefSeq, a predicted model, not a curated record
GCUUAACACUCAAGUAUAUGGAAACUCCUAAGAAGAAAUGGGUCUUCUCCCGAUACGAGUAGCCGUGCAGGGGCCGGAAGUCGCUGAACCCCUGUUUCGUGCUCUCCAACACCAUUGCUGUUUGUGCCUCCAAUCUUUCUCUUAGCUGUGCUUUAUAGCUCUUCUUGUUUCAUUUUUAGAGACAAAGUUUCUCUUUCAAUAUCGCCUAGUUUUUUCUUCAGGGUAUUUAAGUUCUUUCUUCUUUUGGAGUAGAGAUGGCCAAUGGUCCUGCACCGUUUCCAGAGAUUGGCAAGAAAGCCAAGGAUCUAUUAAACAAAGACUACAACUUCGGCCACAAGUUCACUCUGUCGAUGUUGAGUGAUUCUGGAAUGGCACUAACAGCUACUGGUGUGAAGAGUAAUCAAUUUUUUCUUGGUGACAUAAGCACACAGUACAAGAGUGGAAAGACUACAGUGGAUGUAAAAGUUGAUACUCGAUCUAAUGUUUCAACAACAAUCACUACAAAUGAAAUCUUCCCACGUACAAGGAUGGCACUCAACUUCAAAAUACCUGAUCACAAGUCUGGCAAG